UUUUGAUUAUGUUUUUAAUUAUCGAAGCAUGGGAUUCCAGGAAGACAAAAGAAUAAUGCUUGUUUUAUUUACAUAUUCGUAUUGAAGCUACGGAUUGAGAAAUGCUAAUCUAGAGACUAGAGACUUUUCUUUCAUACGUCUUUCACGUGGCUUCAACGUAGAAUCGAAGUAUUUUUGAAUACUUUUAAGAAGGUUAAGUCUGUGUCGUGUAUCGAUUAUUGAACAAAUAUUAAUUCUUUGGGCAUACCGAUAUUCCAUUCGCUGUAAUUUAUAAACGAAAAAUGAUGACUAAAAAGGCUAAAGUGGCAACAAAAGGAGCAAAACAGAUUGUGGAGGACAAUAGAACAACAUUAAGCUUUUAUCGUAACAUGAUUCUUGGAGCUUUUGGAAUAUACUUUACUAUUAUGAUAUUCUUCUUUGAAUUUACAAUAAUGUCAAUAACAUUAACCAUAUUUUCUGGAAUUGUAUAUAUAGGAAGUUAUCAAUUUAUGAAAUAUAUAGCACAAGCAACAUAUUCAGAAUCUGGAGUUCUUAGUGAUUCUGGCAUUGAUCUUAAUAUGGAAGGCGGUAUAGCAGAACACGUAAAAGAUUUAAUUAUAUUAACCUCAGGGGUACAAGUACUUUCGCUUAUAUCAAAUUAUUUUUGGUGGUUAUGGCUUCUUGCGCCAAUAACAGUAGGUUGGAUGCUAUGGAAAAAAAUAUUAGCCCCAUGGUUCUUUGCACCCGCUUCCGAACAACCCGAAAUUAGCGAAAAGAAACAACGGAAGUUGGAAAAAAAGAUGGCAAAGCGGCAUUAA
Messenger RNA from Colletes gigas, 797 nucleotides. RefSeq names its product transmembrane protein 208. The record is from RefSeq and is a predicted model, not a curated record. Gene Ontology annotation, biological process: vacuolar protein processing. Gene Ontology annotation, cellular component: intracellular membrane-bounded organelle. Lineage: Eukaryota; Metazoa; Arthropoda; Insecta; Hymenoptera; Colletidae. The coding region runs from base 282 to 797 and encodes 171 amino acids. The transcript is spliced from 5 exons.